CCUUGCCCAGCGUUUGAGGCGGAAGGCUGAAUAUAGUUCAGUACGCUUACUGAAACCGUAGUCCUGUCUUCUUUCCAUCCGCAUGUGCGCUUCUUCGCUUCGUGCAACCGCGAGAGAGAGAGAGAGAGGAGAUGACGUUCGGUGGGACGCAGGCCUACGGUGAGCCAUCGUAUUGGGACAAGCGGUACUCGCAGGACCCAGGGCCCUUCGACUGGUACCAGAAGUACGCCACCCUUGCCCCCUUGUUCAACCUCUACAUCCAUCGUUCUCACCGCAUCCUCAUCGUCGGAUGCGGCAAUGCAGCGAUUGGAGAGGGGAUGCUUGAUGACAAUUAUGAGGACAUCGUCAAUAUUGAUAUAUCGGCUGUAGUGAUUGAUGCCAUGCAAAAGAAAUACAGUAAUCGUCCACAGCUGAAAUAUAUUUGGAUGGAUGUGCGGGAUAUGCAGAGAUUUGAGAGUGAUUCAUUUGAUGUUGUGAUUGAUAAAGGGACUCUCGAUUCUCUUAUGUGUGGGCAAAAUUCACAAUCGAAUGCAGGGAAGAUGCUAGACGAGAUAUGGAGGGUCCUGAAGGAUAGAGGUGUAUAUAUACUGAUCACCUAUGGAGCUCCAUUAUAUAGGUUAUCCCUUCUGCGCGAGCCAUGCUUUUGGUCAAUAAACCUUCAUGUGAUAGAGAAGUUUGGAUCAGAAAAGGAACCACAACGUCAGACAUGGGAAGUGACAGAUGCCAUUCCUUUGAAAGAAGAUGGUAGCUUUGACACCUCGGUGCUUGGAGACAAACCUGAUGUCCAUUACGUUUAUGUGUGUAUCAAGGACAAGUCAUUAAGGGAAUUAAAGUUGACCAAGGAGAUUAAGGAUGAGAUGGUGGAUAAUGAUUGAAAGUCUGUUACUUGCACAAGGCAUUGAAGAUUCUCUUGGUGUAUCAAUUUGACAUGCCAAGUCUCAAGCACGGGUAGACUGCGAAUAUUAUUGGUUCUCUGGAAGUCAACCUGUCAUACUAUUUAUUAACGUUUUCAGUUUCAUGAGAUCGAAAGUUGGGAAUUUUGACUUUCUGAUUCAAAAGAUUGGUAUAAGAACAACACAGUGGGUUCCUGAUUUUUUCUUUCCUGGCUGACAUUAUGUUAAGGGACGACCGCCCAUUGUGGUGGUGUUCUCUUUCGUUUCCACAUGGUCCAUGGAGGCUCCAUGGAUGGAGGACUUGUCAUGCCUGAAUGCCUGUACCAGUGGGGACACCUACAUCUGAAUCCAAAUUGAUUUCUUUCUCGCUGAUAUAUUUGUAGUGGCUGGAUUGCACUUGCAUCUGAA
Nymphaea colorata (pocket water lily) is the source of this 1301-nucleotide messenger RNA. RefSeq lists its product as uncharacterized. The transcript has 9 exons. NCBI's taxonomy places the organism in Eukaryota, Viridiplantae, Streptophyta, Magnoliopsida, Nymphaeales, Nymphaeaceae. Gene Ontology annotation, molecular function: S-adenosylmethionine-dependent methyltransferase activity. Bases 132 to 875 code for a protein of 247 amino acids. The record is from RefSeq and is a predicted model, not a curated record.